Eimeria maxima is the source of this 1236-nucleotide messenger RNA. RefSeq names its product SAG family member. The record is from RefSeq and is a predicted model, not a curated record. Lineage: Eukaryota; Apicomplexa; Conoidasida; Eucoccidiorida; Eimeriidae. The coding region runs from base 1 to 1236 and encodes 411 amino acids. The transcript has 9 exons.
AUGUGGCAUAAGGUUGAGGAAAGCUUCAGCCUGAAGCCGAAAGUGACGGUUCUCGAAGCUGAACUACAAAGUUACUUGGAAGCAAUCAAUGAUGUACGUGAGGUCGACGGGCUGAACCUUCCGAAAUUCACUGUUGCAUCGGGGAAACAGAGGUUGAGACUUAAAAAAGCAAUCUCCCCUUCUACCGCCUACGAGGAUGCGCUGUAUAAUAUGACAUGCGCUGAGAUAGAUGCUUCAUCAAUAGACCCAGUGGUUGAAGGGGAGUACACUAUUAUUUACGCUGUCAAAGACGACAAAAUUCCCCCAACACCCGAGGAAGCCGUCAACUUCUGGAAAACUGGAUAUGAUAAGCUUGGCCCUGGCGUCCCGCCAGCCUUCUCACUCAAGGGCGACAUGCGUGAUGAAGCGGUUGAUGGGGGAAUCUACUACAACAGCGCAGUGGCUGGUUUUGCGUCUCUUAUGGUUGAUACCGGCCGCACGAUAAGGUGCUAUAGUGCUACUGGCUGCGGAAAGGCCGCUCUUAUCUGUUUCCUUUCAGAGCCGACCUUGGUGGAAGGGAAAAAGCCCAUCAGUGAUGAUACAUGGGAAAAGAUUGUGGCGCUCGCUAACAAGAUCCAGGUUGCAAAACGCGAGGAAAAGGAUAACUGCCUCAAAGAAAUCAAUGAGUUUCGCACACAAGAUAGUCUCGGCCUGAGCGCUUUCGUUGCUAAGACACCGACGUCAACAGAUGCGACAGACGAAGAGGUCGCCAAAUACGAUGCCGAGGAGCUUGCCAAGGUGGUCACGUGCGACGGCCUCAAGGCUGGAAAUGCUUCCAUCCUGAUUUCCAGCAAUAAACGCAGCGUGAUGUACUACUCUGGCUCUAGCUCCACGUGCGCUAACGCCGUUACCGAAUGGAAGAAAGGCUAUGAAAAGUUCAAAGACGUCGCAUUUCCUCCAAAAUAUACUUCAAGCGAAGACAUAUAUAAGACGGGAGCAGCAACGAACUUCAUCUCGCUAGUCAGCGAGGGAGAGGAGACAGUAGCCCGGUGCUACACUGUGACGAACUGCAGCGAGGAAGGUUUGGUUUGCGUGUUGGAGCCUGCCGUCUUCGAGGAAGGAAAAUUGCCUAUCAAGGUCGUCACCUGGAAGAAGGUAACUAAGACCUUGGGUAAUGGAGUUAGCGCUCCGUCCGUCCAUGGUAUUCUUCUAAGCAGCAUGUUAGUUGUUGUCGGUCUGUUUGCACUCAACCUCUAA